AAGUUCGGAUUAAUAAGUGAAAUUUUUUGCAGUUAAGUUCAGAUUAGUCUCUCAUUCUAAAGAUCCUUAAAAACAAAAUGUUCGCCCGAUGGCGGAGCAAUUUGAUUACCUUAAACAAUAUUUUAUUAAAUUUUAGGACGACAAACUGUGAAUAUCAACUUGUUAAUCACGACCCUGUUGUAGCUCAUUGUCUUUGCAGUUUAGUCUCCAAUUCUGCUUCUCAGAUUCCCCGAGACCUCCAGAUAAUGAACAAGAAUAUCACACGUUUAAUACGAAGUGGCCGGAUUCAAGAAGCAAGAGUUUUGUUUGAUGGACUAAGACUUAGAAAUACAAUCACAUGGAAUUCAAUGAUGAGUGGAUAUGUCCAUAGGCGAGAAAUUGCAAAAGCUCGAAAACUGUUUGAUGAAAUGCCUGAAAGGGAUGUUGUCUCGUGGAAUUUGAUUAUUUCGGGUUAUAUGGGGUGUCGGGGAAGUAGAUAUAUGCAAGAAGCAAAAUACCUGUUUGAUCAAAUGCCGGAGAGGGAUGUUGUUUCGUGGAACACGAUGAUUAGUGGGUACGCGAAAAAUGGUAGAAUAGAUGAAGCAAUGAGGCUUUUUAUGUGUAUGCCUAAGAGGAAUGUUGUUUCUUGGAAUGCGAUCGUUUCUGGGUUGCUGCAAAAUGGUGAUAUGAAAAGGGCGGUUGAGUUCUUUGAGAGAAUGCCUGACAGGGACGCCGCUUCUUUAAGUGUUCUUGUGUCUGGUUUAAUACAGAAUGAAGAGUUGGAUGCUGCUGCACAUGUUCUGUUCAAGUAUGGGACGAGGGAUAGUGGGAGUGAAGAUUAUCUUCAAGCUUAUAACGUUUUGAUUGCCGGGUACGGCCAAAAGGGAAGGGUGAACGAUGCCCGGAAACUUUUUGAUCAAAUCCCAAUUUAUGCUGCCGAUGAUAAUAGGAAUGGAGUUAAAAGGUUUGAGAAAAAUUUGGUGUCAUGGAAUUCUAUGAUCAUGUGCUAUGUGAAAACUGGAGAUAUCAUUUCUGCCAGGGAGUUAUUUGAUAAGAUGAUUGAGCGUGAUUCUGUUUCGUGGAAUACCAUGAUUAGUGGCUAUGUUCACGUACGAAAUAUGGAAGAAGCUUCAAGGCUUUUCUCUGAAAUGCCACGCCCAGAUGCAUUAUCAUGGAAUUCAAUGAUCUCAGGGUUCUCCGAGUCAGGAAACUUGGAACUUGCUCGUAAUUUUUUUGAAAGGAUGCCAGAGAAAAACAGGAUAUCUUGGAAUGCAAUUAUUGCAGGAAGUGAGAAAAAUGCAGAUUAUGAUGGAGCCAUCAAGCUUUUUAUUGAGAUGCAAGGAGCAGGAGAAAAACCUGAUCGACACACAUUAUCUUCACUUCUUAGCAUUUGUGCCGAGUCUGUGGCAGUGGAUCUGGGAAUGCAAAUUCAUCAGUUAGUAACAAAGAUUGUUGUGCCUGAUAUUCCGUUAAAUAACUCGCUUAUUACAAUGUAUGCUAGAUGCGGGGCAAUAUUUGAAGCAAGAACUAUUUUUGAUGAGAUGCAAUUUGAGAAAGAUGUAAUCUCUUGGAAUGCUAUGAUUGGGGGAUAUGCAUCUCAUGGUUAUGCACUGGAAGCUCUUGAACUAUUUGACUUGAUGAAGCAACAAAGAGUGAGACCUACUUACAUUACAUUCAUUGCAGUUCUGAAUGCAUGUACUCAUGCUGGUCUUGUUGAUCAAGGCUGGUUGCAUUUUGAGGCCAUGAUUAAUGAAUUUGGUAUUGAACCAAGGGUUGAACACUUUGCCUCCAUUGUGGACAUGAUGGGUCGUUUUGGAAAUGUUGAGGAAGCCUUGAACAUAAUUUACGCAAUGUCACUUGAACCUGAUAAAUCUGUCUGGGGUGCAUUACUAAAUGCCUGUAAGGUGCACAACAAUGUGGAGAUAGCACAAGUAGCAGCUGAAGCUUUGUUGAGGCUAGAUCCAGAGGACUCUGGCCCAUAUGUUUUGCUGUAUAACAUGUUUGUUGAUGUAGAGAGAUGGGAUGAUGCAAAUAAGGUCAGGGAGUUGAUGGAUAAAAGUAGAAUUAGAAAGGAACCAGGUUACAGUAGAUUGGAUUCAGGCUGCUGAUAAUGUCAGAAACGUCAUUUCAUGUACAGAGUGGUUAAAAGGCAGACAACAUUAGAACAAAGGCCUGAUAAUAAUCAUGAAAUAUUCCAUUCUCAAGCACAGAGGUAGCAAUCUCACAAGAAUUGGUCUGGAUUUGAAGCUAUGAAACGCAUGAGACACAGAAAUCAUCUUGAUCGAGCCAUGAAGUAACAUAUGAGUGAGCAAUUGUACCAGAAAACUUGUUUAUCGAAGCAGCUGAUAUAAUGUGAAAUGGGGGUUUUGUGAGGAAGAGCCUAUCAAGGGAGAGAGGUUGUGAAUUGGGUUAAAUUUUGUUGCCUGGUCCCUUGAUCACCAUUUACAUCAAGGUUACAUAGCCAGAAAAUGCUUUCAAAUGAAACCAUUUUGCAUGAUGGACCUCUGGAUUCUUGGUUGAGAUGGUGGUGUCUUUUGAAGGUCCAUAACCAAUGCCAUGAGUAAGUAUAAUUUACAAUAAAGGUCUGUGACUUUUGCUGCUUUAUAAAGAGGCUGCUUUGUUUAUUCUAAAAGUACUUGGACAAAAAUUUAUAUGAAAAAUGAAGCUACUAUAUACAUAGACCAAACUAUCAAAGUUGUCUAUCAAAGUGCGUUCAUCUUAUUUUCUACUCUUGAAGUUGCAGACAUAGAAGUUUUAUAACAAACUGGUUUGUUAAUUUGCAUGCUACUCGUCUUAUUUAGGAGAUCCUCCUUUAAAGAAAUUUUGAAAGUCAGUCUCUGCCAAGCCUUCUUCAUAUAGCUAUGAACUAAAUCUUGGAGUGGAGAACUAUAAAUCUCUCUCCAAAUAUUCUGUUUUUUUAUCAAGAAAAGUUUCAUGUCUCAAUAUUCUGCAAAACUAAUUUUGUCAUUUCACCUAUUUAUUAUGAAUUCCUUGACUAUGGUGACUUUUGAUUGAUUUUCUGAAUUUUAUUUUUUUGAUUCUUGGCUGAUAGCAGUCGGAAUUUUGGAGUCAAUUUUAUCCUUGACCAUGAUUUUUUACUUUUCCAGGUCUGUUGUUUUGUUUCUCAGAGAUCUGGUAUUUAUAAAGUUCAUGUUAUGUUCUAAAAAUUUUCUCCGUUAAGCCAUUUUUUUCAGUUUGCUGCAGUCAAGAAAAGAAAAUAUUAACUAGAUUUGGCCAUGUGGUAUGGGUACUGUAUAACUCCACUUUCUCUUUUUAUCUUUCUCCUCCACUGUCUCGUGAUCUCCUAGAAAUUCCAUAUCCAUAUAGUACUACUAUAUUUUUUUCCUUCUUCGGAACCCUUUUUUGGUUUCUACAGAUCCAUUUUUCCUGGUUACAAGAUGAGGAAUUGAGAUAUACAACCAAGGGAUGGUUUUUAUCCCGCUUUUUUUUUGGGAGUGGUGCACGAUUCACCUCACAAGGUCAUAUACAUAUCUAUACUUAUUGUCCCCUUUUUCUAAUGAGCUUCCUUUCGAUUGAUCAGCAUCAAAGGGAAAAAUACAUCUAGAUAUUACCUGAAAUACACUUAUAUGCAAACCCUAUCUGGCUAGAAAAUAGAAAAAUCAAUUCCAAGUGCAGUACAUAAGUCCCGAUUGGCCUUUAUGCGAGCUACUCUAUUCCAUUCUGUUAUGACUGCUCUGAUGUCCGCAAGUGCAUAAUGAAGCACUCCAUCAUCAGGAUUGAUGAUAUUGGACCGGUAAAUCUGACUAAACUCAAGCUUUUCUUUUCUUUCAUGGUGACUUCUCAGAUUAAGAAACUUGAUUGCAGAUUUAGAAAGCUUUAAUUAUGUAUUGUAUGUGAAAUUUGGUGAAUUUGCAAAACUUUUUAUUAUGUAGUCUCUCAUUUGGGGUUUUUAUUUCUCAUGGCUGUCGGCCUUAUAAAAUUUGACAAUGGCCUGGAAAAUGUUAAUAUAGAGGUACUAAAUUUGUCUUUAAGAUUUAAUUGUGAGUUGCCAUAUCUGUCUUUGUAAACAUUUGGCUGCUAUUUGUGCCAUUGGGUCACAUUAGGUCAAAUGUAAGUGGGCAUUUUUGGUUGGGAACCACAGUGUACACAUUUUUAGGAACUAUGUUAACAAAAUGGCACUUCUCACAUGUGCAGAAACAUCUCAUCAGAGGUUGUUUUCAUUAGGUGGAAAUCAAAAUGUUGAUAUUUUGGAUAGUUAAUUUUAGUGUAAAUUUUUGUUUGUUUGAAUGGUGUUAUUUUCAUCGACCUUGCUAUAUUAUGCAUGGAAGUGGUAAUUGGGUUUAUGGAUCUAGCAAAUUCAAUGUUUAAUUUGUUUUGAAUCCAAUGUUUAAUUUGUUUUGUUCUCUAAUUUGUGGGGAAUUUUAUUAGAUUCAUUUACUAAUCAUGAAGGAAAAAAGCUGCCAUAGUUGUCGCCAUCUUUUAGCCCAUAGUGGUCCUUAAGGUAUUAGUUUUUUGUGCAAUUUUUGUGGUGAUUGAAUUUUAAGGUGUUGGCUUAUCCUCUAUGAUUCUCUAUUCCAUUAUAUAGGCGAAUCAGCUCUGGGUAUAACUAUUACAUAGCUGAUAAAGAAUUGAAUAAUAAAUCUUGUAUUCCCGCAUUUUUUCCACUAUUUGGACAUUUGGAACGUCAGGCGCCUAACAAUAUAAUAGUUAAAAUUUAUGUGAUAUGCUUUAAGAACGGAAUCAGUAGUUAAUAUAUAUGAUGAUCAGGUUCUUAUGCUUGUUCAAUUUAAUUUUGGCGUUCCUUUCCUUAAGUGAGAUCCUUCUUUGUCUUAUGACGCAUUUUCACAUGGUGGAUGAUGGCUAAUCAUCAACCUUCUGCUUGUCGAGAAUUAGAAAUCUUUUUGUUUCAGUUGACUUUAGUGUCUCUCCUCAAUUUUUGAAGAUAAACUAAUUAUAGCUUUUUGUAAGGGUAAAACUUUACUACAAUGUAUGCUUUCUUAAUAAUAGCCAUCAAUGGCUCUCAAAUUUUUGAAGAUCAACUAAUUAUAGCCAACAGAGAUAGCAUGUUCAAGCACUUGAAUGUUCUCUUUAACGUGUGCAACCGGCACCUAUACUUUUCAAGGGAUUGUUCGCUCCCUGAACAUAGAAAAUAAUUUAGUAAUUUAGGCUGCAAUUGUCUUUUGCUUCACUCAACUUGAUUCUUCUUGAAGAUCUGUAUGCAAAUUCAUUUUUUUUUCUAAUUUGUAGGUUCUGAAGGUGCUUUCAGCCUAUUCCACAUCAGAUUCUGCUAAUCCGAACUAACCUGUCAAGCCUUCCAUCCCUUUCUGGAUCUGCUAUUUCAUUAGUUUCAAUUCUGCAGGAACUGCCAAUUUGCUUUGUGGUUUUUAUUCAAGAAAUGCUUCUCGAGUCAUAGGAAUCCCAGUAGCAUGUCUACAAUUAUUGUCUAAUAUACUUAGCCUACCAUCUGCAUGAUAAAUGCAAGAUCCAGGUUGAAAUCUGUCAAGGGGGCUGGACUUACCGACUGACUCACUCUUUUUAAGGUUCACAAGGAAUUGUUGGAAAUUUGGGAUGAUCUACACCCUAUCAAAUUACAUUUCAGUCAUCGUUCUGGAGAUGGCAUUCGUGAUGGCAGUUAUUGCCUCAAGUCAUUCUUAGGCACCCAGAGUUAAAUUUAAUUGAAGUUCGAGUGAAGCAAGUUUUCUGAACCACAUGAUGUUCUUGAUACACACCAAAGUAGCUGACAGGAGAUGAUUGUGCUCAUGGAAAUUUUAGAUUCCGGUUGGGAGAGUAGCAGAGGGUUCUAUUAAUGUAAUUCUGAAUACAACUCUAAACAUGGUUAUUUAUUUAAGGAGCCAUGUAUUGGUAGAUAAGUAGAUUACCAUGAAUGAAAGUGUUUUAGCGACCUUUAAGAGGGUUAUAUAAUUUCUACUCCAAUGUUCAUCAUGUUCUCUCUUUACCUUUUUCUAAACUGAUAAUGUUUACAAUUGACUCAUAAUAAUAUGUCAUUAUUUUGUUAUAA
Molecule: messenger RNA, 5959 nt
Organism: Coffea arabica (coffee)
Lineage: Eukaryota; Viridiplantae; Streptophyta; Magnoliopsida; Gentianales; Rubiaceae
Source: RefSeq, a predicted model, not a curated record